AUGACACAAAUUUUCGACAACAUCAAUGAUCAGGUGCUGCACACCUACAUCUUCUGGUCAGCGAUUCUGGUUGGUAAAAUGCUGUUGAUGUCGGUUCUAACCAUAAUGCAACGAUUCCGUAAGAAGGCUUUCGUAAAUGAAGAAGACAUCGUCACCGAUAAGAAACUAAAGCUCAAAUUCGACGAUCCUGAUGUUGAACGUGUUCGUAGAGCCCACCGCAACGAUCUGGAAAAUAUUCUAACCUACUUUGCAAUCGCUUUCUUCUACAUGCUGACCAAUCCGGACCCGUGGAUUGCCGGCACCAUAUUUCGGGCGGUUGCCAUCGGUCGCAUCAUCCACACCGUCGUUUACGCCCUGGUUGUCGUGCCGCAACCGACUCGGUUGCUGGCGUGGCUUGUUCCGUACGCUGCCUGUCUGUACAUGACCGCCCAAACGGUUCUGUACUUUCUGUGA
Sabethes cyaneus is the source of this 453-nucleotide messenger RNA. Its product is annotated as prostaglandin E synthase-like. Gene Ontology annotation, cellular component: membrane. The coding region runs from base 1 to 453 and encodes 150 amino acids. Lineage: Eukaryota; Metazoa; Arthropoda; Insecta; Diptera; Culicidae. The transcript is spliced from 3 exons. The record is from RefSeq and is a predicted model, not a curated record.